Molecule: messenger RNA, 2259 nt
Organism: Penicillium arizonense
Lineage: Eukaryota; Fungi; Ascomycota; Eurotiomycetes; Eurotiales; Aspergillaceae
Product: Ras GTPase activating protein IRA2
Exons: 4
Coding region: 1-2259 (752 amino acids)
Biological process (GO): regulation of actin cytoskeleton organization; regulation of GTPase activity
Cellular component (GO): cell cortex
Molecular function (GO): protein binding; GTPase activator activity
Source: RefSeq, a predicted model, not a curated record
AUGUCGUCGCACGAUACUCGGUCGAUCCGCCAAUCCAAGCGGAUGUCGGUCACUGCCUUGUACCUGUCAAUGUCCGCCAAGGACCGGGACCUGGAGAUUUCUGAUGACUUGGCACGAGCACAAAAACAUCUGCGGGACUUGAAGUCUAGGAUCUCUUCGCAGUCCAAGAAGAACUUUGUGCUGGAGAAGGAUGUGCGGUAUCUCGAUUCACGGAUAGCAUUGCUUAUCCAGAAUCGAAUGGCCUUGGAAGAACAAAACGAAGUCGCCAGCCACCUCGAUGACACCGCAGACCCCCAGGAAGGGUUCUUCCCGAACGACGAGCGAACUCAGAAGUACGGCAACCUUCUCUUCCUCUUGCAAUCCGAACCCCGCCACAUCGCUCACCUCUGCCGACUGGUCUCCAUGGCCGAAAUCGAUUCCCUUCUCCAGACCGUCAUGUUCACCAUCUACGGAAACCAGUACGAGAGUCGCGAGGAGCACCUUCUGCUCACCAUGUUCCAGUCCGUUCUCACCUACCAGUUCGACAACACCCCCGAGUACUCCUCCCUGCUCCGCCAGAACACCCCCGUUUCUCGCAUGAUGACCACAUACACACGCCGUGGUCCCGGUCAGAGUUACUUGAAGCAGGUUUUGGCGGACCAGAUCAAUGCUCUGAUUGAGUUGCGCGAUGUGGAUUUGGAAAUCAACCCCCUGAAGGUCUAUGAGAGCAUGAUCAAGCAGAUUGAAGAGGAAACCGGUUCUCUCCCAGACUACCUCGCCCGGUCUGUGACAGCCGAGGAUGCUGCCGAUAACGCUCAGGUGCAGGCGAUUAUUGCUCCUCGUCUGAAGAUGUUAACCGACAUUGCCAAUGGAUUUAUCUCAACCAUCAUUGAGUCUGUCGACGAGGCCCCGUACGGUAUUCGGUGGAUUUGCAAGCAGAUUCGCAGUCUGUCGCGCCGAAAGUACCCUGAUGCCCAGGACCAGACCAUCUGUACCCUCAUCGGUGGUUUCUUCUUCCUGCGCUUUAUCAAUCCCGCGAUUGUUACUCCCCGAUCAUACAUGCUAAUCGACGCCACGCCUACCGACAAGCCCCGUCGAACCUUGACUCUGAUCGCCAAGAUGAUCCAGAACCUGGCGAACAAGCCCUCCUACGCCAAGGAACCUUACAUGGCCAGCCUCCAGCCUUUCAUUCAGCAGAACAAGGAGCGUGUUAACAAGUUCCUACUUGAUCUGUGUGAAGUGCAGGACUUCUACGAGAGUCUCGAGAUGGACAACUACGUGGCUCUGUCGAAGCGCGACCUUGAGCUCCAGAUCACCCUCAACGAGAUGUAUGUUAUGCACGGUCUUCUGGAGAAGCACAGCGCAGCGCUUGCCCAGGAUCAAUACUCCCACCUGUCUGUGCUGCUGCAAGAAUUGGGAGCUGCUCCCCCUCAGGUCCCUCGCAAGGAGAACAGGACCAUCACAGUGCCCUUGUUCAGCAAAUGGGAGACUGCGCUGGAUGAUUUGACCGCUGCCCUCGAUAUCACCCAAGAAGAAGUGUUCUUCAUGGAGGCCAAGUCGACUUUCGUCCAGAUUCUUCGAUCCCUGCCUCCGAACUCUUCAGUCGCUCGUCGGCCUCUGCGACUCGAUCGCAUUGCCGAGGCCGCUGCUACCUUGAAGAACGAUGCCGUGAUGGUGCGCAAGGGAAUUCGCACCAUGGAACUGCUCAGCCAGUUGCAGGACAUGGGCGUGAUCGACCGCUCUGACGAGUUCAGUCUGCUUCGUGAUGAAGUGGAGCAGGAACUGGUGCAUCUCGGUUCCCUCAAGGACAAGGUGCUAGAGGAGACGCGGAAACUUGAAGAAGUUUUUGCCACCAUUCGCGACCAUAAUGCCUACCUGGUCGGCCAGCUUGAAACGUAUAAAUCAUACCUGCAUAACGUGCGCAGCCAGUCCGAGGGCAAAACUCGUGGCAAGACUACGAAACACCAGGAGCUUGGACCAUACAAAUUCACUCAUCAGCAGCUGGAGAAGGAGGGGGUUAUUCGUCGCAGCAAUGUGCCUGAAAACAGACGGGCGAACAUCUACUUCAUGUUCAAGAGCCCGUUGCCCGGUACAUUCGUUAUCAGCCUGCACUAUAAGGGCCGAGCCCGUGGAUUGCUAGAGCUUGAUCUCAAGCUCGAUGAUCUCCUUGAGAUGCAGAAGGAUAACCUCGAAGACCUCGAUCUGGAAUACGUCCAAUUCAACGUCACCAAGGUGCUAGCACUUCUCAACAAGCGAUUUGCUCGCAAGAAGGGAUGGUAA